GCGGCGGCGGCGGCGCAGCGCGGAACGCGGGCCGGAGCGCAGGAGCCGACGGGCCCGGCCGCGAUGGUGCAGCGGCGGCUCCGCGGCGCGCACACGCUCUGAGUGGGCCCGGGCUGGGCCCCGCGCCCCCCGCGCCCCCCGCCGCCCCGGUCCCGGCCCCGGCCGGCAUGAUGUGCCUGGAGUGCGCCUCGGCGGCGGCGGGCGGCGCGGAGGAGGAGGAGGCGGACGCGGAGCGGCGGCGCCGGCGCCGGGGGGCGCAGCGAGGGGCUGGAGGCGGCGGCUGCUGCGGGGCGCGGGGAGUGGGCGCCGCGGGAGCCGCGGCCGCGGACGACGAGGUGCAGACGCUGUCGGGCAGCGUGAGGCGGGCGCCGUCCGGGCCCCCCGGCACCCCCGGCACCCCCGGCACCCCCGGCUGCGCGGCCGCUGCCAAGGGCCCCGGAGCUCAGCAGCCCAAGCCGGCCAGCUUGGGCCGCGGACGGGGGGCCGCUGCCGCCAUCCUCAGCUUGGGCAACGUGCUCAACUACCUGGACAGGUACACCGUAGCAGGCGUCCUUCUGGACAUCCAGCAGCAGUUUGGGGUCAAGGACCGAGGCGCCGGCUUGCUGCAGUCAGUGUUCAUCUGCAGUUUCAUGGUGGCCGCCCCCAUCUUCGGCUACCUGGGCGACCGCUUCAACAGGAAAGUGAUCCUCAGCUGCGGCGUCUUCUUCUGGUCGGCGGUCACCUUCUCCAGCUCCUUCGUCCCCCGGCAGCACUUCUGGCUGCUGGUCCUGUCGCGGGGGCUGGUGGGCAUCGGCGAGGCCAGCUACUCCACCAUCGCGCCCACCAUCAUCGGCGACCUCUUCACCAAGAACACGCGCACGCUCAUGCUGUCCGUCUUCUACUUUGCCAUCCCGCUGGGCAGCGGCCUGGGCUACAUCACGGGCUCCAGCGUGAAGCAGGCGGCUGGAGACUGGCGCUGGGCCUUGCGGGUGUCCCCCAUCGUGGGCAUGAUCACAGCAACACUCAUCCUGAUCCUGGUCCCGGCCACCAAGAGAGGCCACGCUGACCAGCUCGGGGGGCAGCUCAAGGUGCGGACCUCGUGGCUCCGAGACAUGAAGGCCCUGAUCCGCAACCGCAGCUACGUCUUCUCCUCCCUGGCCACGUCGGCCGUGUCCUUCGCCACAGGGGCCCUGGGCAUGUGGAUCCCGCUGUAUCUGCACCGAGCUCAGGUCGUGCAGAAGACGACAGACGCGUGCAGCAGCCCGCCGUGCGGGGCCAAGGACAGCCUCAUCUUCGGGGCCAUCACCUGCUUCACUGGCUUCCUGGGUGUCGUCACGGGGGCGGGAGCCACGCGAUGGUGCCGCCUGCGGACCCAGCGGGCCGACCCCCUGGUGUGUGCCGUGGGCAUGCUGGGCUCCGCCAUCUUUGUCUGCCUCAUCUUCGUGGCUGCCAAGAGCAGCAUCGUGGGUGCCUACGUCUGCAUCUUUGUUGGGGAGACGCUGCUGUUCUCUAACUGGGCCAUCACCGCGGACAUCCUCAUGUACGUGGUCAUCCCCACGAGACGGGCCACGGCUGUGGCCCUGCAGAGCUUCACGUCGCACCUGCUGGGGGACGCCGGGAGCCCCUACCUCAUCGGCUAUAUCUCCGACCUGAUCCGCCAGAGCACCAAGGACUCCCCGCUCUGGGAGUUCCUGAGCCUGGGCUACGCCCUCAUGCUCUGCCCCUUCGUGGUGGUCCUGGGCGGCAUGUUCUUCCUGGCCACGGCCCUCUUCUUCCUGGGCGACCGCGCCAAGGCCGAGCAGCAGGCUCUCCCACCUUCCCCUGGGGCUGACGAGGUCCCUGCCCGGCACGUCCGGCCAGCCGGCCCCCGAGAUGCGAUGCGCCAGAGCAGUGCCCGGGCCCGGCCGCAGCUGAUCCGCCACCUUGACCCCCGCCCGUCUCUCCCCCAGGGUGAACCAGCUGGUGAUGCCACCCGCACCCGUCAAAGUCUGAGGCCGUGCCCCCAGGAUGGCGAACAGACCGUGCCGUCGCCCUACCUGGGAGGCGUCCCGGGGCAUCCCGGCCCUGCCGGGCUGACGCGAAGCUUUCUGUGUGACCCGAGGCUGGGCACCCACCCUCUCUGGCGCGGGCCUGCCGAGUGGCCGUGGCACCAAGAGGCCGCGUCCUCAACUGACGUGGAAGGCUGCGUGUGGGGGAGCCGCACGGACGGACAGACUCCCAGCCGCUGGGGCCCAGGGAGGACACAGCCCCCAGCGCGUGUGUGGGGAGAGCCUGGGGCGUCACCACCUUACAUGGUCCUGGGCGGCUGGACUUUCCCACGUGGCAGCUUUGGAGACCCUGGGCUGCACAGAGAAGGGGCGGCCCAGGCCUCGGGGCGGAGCUUCAGGCUCUGACCUCGGGGGUGCUGCUGGGCACUGGGCACGACCCUCCGGAGGACACUGGUCCCUGCUGCCGGGGCUGGUGCUCGGCCUGGCGGUCUCCUAGGUGAGGGCCACCCGGGCGGGGACCCGACCGCACACCCUGUGCCCACGGUGCCCAGGGCACCUCCACUCCCCCCGCACCCCCCCCCCCCCGCCACGUGCACUUGCACACCCCUGCCCCCGCUCCACACACGCUCCCCGCACACUGGCUGGAAUCAAGGUGGCGGGUAGGAGACCCCCAAGAGCCAGCCUAGGCGACGCUUUGCCCCGCAGUUCCCGCCGGCGUGGCUUCAGUGUGUGCAAGCUAGCAGGCAGCUGCUCCUCACCCAGCUCUGGGGUACCUGCGAGGGGGUGGGACCCCCAAAGACCAGCCUGGCCGCCUCCCACCCCAGCCUCAACCGGGGCCCCAGCGAUGUUUUCUUGUUGUACAAGAACCAGGUCCAAGUUCGCCUCCUCUUCCUUCCGGAAGCCAAACUCCUCCUUUAUUUUUUAGAGCUGCUGAUUGUGAAUCUCAGAGUCUUAAAAGAAAAACCAAAUAUAUUCCUCUUGUAAAUGAAGGAAUAAACCUAUUUAAAUCA
Leopardus geoffroyi (Geoffroy's cat) is the source of this 2977-nucleotide messenger RNA. It is a transcript of the gene SPNS2, whose product is annotated as sphingolipid transporter 2. The transcript is spliced from 13 exons. Lineage: Eukaryota; Metazoa; Chordata; Mammalia; Carnivora; Felidae. Gene Ontology annotation, biological process: sphingosine-1-phosphate receptor signaling pathway; transmembrane transport; lipid transport. Bases 168 to 2372 code for a protein of 734 amino acids. Gene Ontology annotation, molecular function: transmembrane transporter activity; sphingolipid intramembrane carrier activity. Gene Ontology annotation, cellular component: membrane. The record is from RefSeq and is a predicted model, not a curated record.